Hippoglossus stenolepis (Pacific halibut) is the source of this 1819-nucleotide messenger RNA. It is a transcript of the gene ift57, whose product is annotated as intraflagellar transport 57 homolog (Chlamydomonas). The transcript is spliced from 11 exons. NCBI's taxonomy places the organism in Eukaryota, Metazoa, Chordata, Actinopteri, Pleuronectiformes, Pleuronectidae. Gene Ontology annotation, cellular component: Golgi apparatus; intraciliary transport particle B; centrosome. The record is from RefSeq and is a predicted model, not a curated record. Gene Ontology annotation, biological process: non-motile cilium assembly; intraciliary transport. Bases 368 to 1612 code for a protein of 414 amino acids.
UGUUACCAGGAGUCCCUUGUUGAGCUGACGGUGAUGUCGAGCUUGUCUCUGUAGAGGAUCCACUUCUUUACCUUCCACUGUGAAUCACUGUCCGACAUGUUGACGUGUUUCUGUCCCUCAGACCAAUAAAAACCUCUGAGUUUGUAUCAAAGUUUUAAAUAUGAGUUAUCUCGCUGCUAACGUAAGCUACUCGGUGAGCUAGCGUUAGCCAGCUAGCGUUAGCUCCCUGUUGCCUGACAACGAAGAGGAAGCCAAACAAACUGGGGCUAGCUAGCACAGGCUAACUAGCUAGCUGGAUGAGAGUUGAGCUGAUCUCGGUGUCUCUUCAGUGUGGAUGCUGCCAAGCGGCUGGUGAAGAGGAGCACACAUGGCGGAAUACGGCCGGCGGGGAGAGGAAGAUGAGCGCGGCCCCGGAGCCGCUCACCAGGUGUUCGUGGUGAUGGAGUGUUUACUGGAGAAGCUGAAGGUGUUGAAUUAUGAGGAGGAAGUUCUGGCCAAACACAACAUGAAGAAUCUGACCAGACAUUAUUUUGUCUCCAGUCCGUAUCUGGAUUCCAACCCUGGCGAGCAGUUCUACAUGUUCACCAUCAUCGCAGCGUGGCUCAUCAAUGAGGCAGGGAGGCCGUUCACUGAGCCUCAGGAGUACGACGAACCCAACGCCACCGUGUCCAACAUCCUGGCAGAGCUCAGGGCUUUCGGUGUGAAGGUGGAUUUCCCGCCCUCCAAACUGAAAUCAGGUUCUGGCGAGUUUGUCUGCUUUGUGCUGGACCGGCUGGCGGAGGAGGCUCUGAGGAGGAAGGGAUUCUCCUUCAAAAAACCAACCUACCCGACAGAAGCCACAGAAGAAGAGUCUGUGAUGGAGGACGAUGCAGAGCUCACCCUCAGCAAAGUGGAGGAGAUGAUCGAGGAGCCUGAUGAUGAUGAGGAGAACAUGAUGGAUCUGGAGGCUCUGAAGUUACGGACGACUCACACUGAAGCGGAACUGUCCUCUAAACCGGACGAGAUUCUGGAGUCGACGGUUGAUGCAGCGGAGUGGAACCUAGAGGUGGAGAGAGUCCUGCCUCAGCUCAAAGUCACAGUCAGGACAGACAACAAGGACUGGAGGAUCCACGUGGACCAGAUGCAUCAACACAGAGACGGAAUCAAGUCUUCGCUCAAAGAGGCCAAGAGCUACCUGGACAAACUGCAGGAGGAUAUUGGUAAGACUCUGGAGAAAGUGAGCAGCAGAGAAAAGUACAUCAACAACCAGCUCGAAAAUCUGAUUCAGGAGUACCGCAGCGCUCAGGCCAAACUCAGCGAGGCCAAGGAGCAAUACCAGCAGGCCAGCGGAGGGGUGACAGAACGAACCAGAGCCCUGGCUGAGAUCAGCGAGGAACUGGAGAAGGUGAAGCAGGAGAUGGAGGAGAAAGGCAGCAGCAUGUCUGAUGGGGCUCCAGUGGUGAAGAUCAAGCAGAGUUUGACAAAGCUGAAGCAGGAGAUUGUUCAAAUGGAUGUGAGGAUCGGCGUCGUCCAGCACACGCUGCUGCAGGCCAAACUCAAAGAGAAGUCCAACAUGACGCGCGAUAUGCACGCCACCAACAUCCCCGAGCCCGCUGCCGGGCCCUUCACGUAGUCGUAGGCACCAGAAACUCACCUUAAAUCCUCUGUUACUAAUCCUAUGUUCAUAGUUUUCCUGUACUGACCAAGAAAAAACAGCAGGUUCUUACACUGAGAUGCUGGAAUCAUGAAAAUCUUUUAUAUUUAUGCUUAAAAAAUAUCUCGAUUGAUGAAUUAAUUGUUAAAAUUUGAUGAAUAAAUCGAUUAAAAAAAACUGCUACAA